Molecule: messenger RNA, 965 nt
Organism: Blastomyces gilchristii SLH14081
Lineage: Eukaryota; Fungi; Ascomycota; Eurotiomycetes; Onygenales; Ajellomycetaceae
Product: mitochondrial ribosomal protein L43
Exons: 3
Coding region: 79-492 (137 amino acids)
Biological process (GO): mitochondrial translation
Cellular component (GO): mitochondrial large ribosomal subunit
Molecular function (GO): structural constituent of ribosome
Source: RefSeq, a predicted model, not a curated record
UGGGCAUCAAAGUCGAACAUUCGAACCACCAACAGUAUCAUUGCUUGGAUGGUGCGAUAGAAAACAGCAACCGCAGCAAUGCCUAUCCAAGGAAUCCGAACAGUGGCUACCAGCCGAAAUGGCGUAGGCGCCUUUAUCCUCCAAUGCAAACGGCUCGACUUUCAUUAUUGCGACUGGGCCGGUAGCUCAAGAGGGAUGAAUGCAUUUCUCAAAUACACCCUCCCCUCCUUCGCCGCCGCAAACCCACAGAUAGAAAUCCGCGUAUCCCCCCGACCGAAGAAACACCCCGUGAUCAAAGGUCACUACAUCAAUGGCCGUGAAAAGGCCGUGUGCGUCCGCAACCUCGAGAAAGAACAGAUCCUAGCGAAGGCGUUGCUGCUCAAGGAGGCUAGCGGAGAGAAGUUGAGAAGAGUCAGGAAGCCUGUGUCCAGUUUGAAUGAGAGUGUGAGAGGCAUUUGGAGUCCUUAUCAUGGCGAUGUCAAGACGGUAUGAUGUGGGAUGGGACGCGGUGGGAUUACGAACCGCUAUAUGUCAUGUUUGGUGGUGUGGUGAGUCCACGCCGGCCGCGCUGGUGUUUGAAAAGGAAAUGGGCUUUAUGAACGAUUUCACAGACCAAUAAGGUCAGGAUCUGAGCGAUUGUGCAUCGCUAUUGUUUUAUAUAUAUGUGUGCAUUUUGCAUUUUAUUUCGUUGUUUGAUUUGGAAGUAUAUUUACUUUUGUUCUGGAUUCGAUGGGUCACAUAGACUGGAAUAAUGUCUUGUAUUUCUUUAUAUGUAUAAUAGAAGCUUUAAAAGGGUUAGAAGAGCCUCCAGUUGACGAGCGGUUCAUCUUUUCCUGCGGUACAUCAGCUACUAAUCACUCUAUGUAUUACGCUUCAGGCGUCGUAACAAUAAAAUACUUCGUAAAGAAGUAAAAAUGCACGGGAUUCAACAAAUCAUAGAAAUCAGGGGCAUGUAACACCGCAGC